Messenger RNA from Bursaphelenchus okinawaensis, 843 nucleotides. The record is from the annotation of a GenBank genome assembly. NCBI's taxonomy places the organism in Eukaryota, Metazoa, Nematoda, Chromadorea, Rhabditida, Aphelenchoididae.
AUGCAUAUAAUUGCUCAAAUUUUGGUAUGUCUGACGUUUUUACUGUCAUGUUCGGCUGAUUUAGAGCAGGCCGUACGUGUUGUCAGAUUCCGUGUUGAUUACCCAAAUGCGGAUUUAUCACAGUUGAACAAAGUAAACAAUUGGAACACCAUCUUGAGGAAAAGUGUUCUGGCUUCGUUGAAGUUUGUCAACAAACAUUGGGAAGUUUGUGGAGAUUCGGAGCGAAUGGACAAGCUACUCGGGUAAUUUGAAAAAAGAUAUUUCAAAUUUUAAACCAAAGUUUUUUUAAAUUAUAUUUUUAAAUUUACUUUAAAACUAGACUAAUUUUGUCAUUGAAGGAAUCAAAACGACUGCGGCAAGCUACAAGUAACUGGAGAAAUUGUAGAAGACAAACAUUAUCGAAUUAAUGCCACUUUUAUUGCUAAUAAGUAAGUUAAUAUAGUCAUAAACUUUUUUUGUAUAACAUGUCGCCCGAACCUGUAAAACUUUAAAAAACACAACUACUACUCUAGUCAAUAUAAACAACAAAAAAUUUUAAUCUUAAUAUAAUCUUCUUGUAAAAAAUUCAGAGACCCAAUAAAAAACACAAAAGUAGAAGCCACUUCUACGGUAUACGGUGUGAUUCAAAUCGGCCUGCGCGGUGGUAUAUUCCAAUACACAAAUGCUAUGAAAUUAUUGGGAAAGCCAUCGCCAGUAUUGGAGUUUGAAGACGCACACUUCUGUUAUCCCGAAUAUCAACUGGUCAACGAAAGUCAAUGCAGAUUACGGCCGGAAAAUGGUAGACGAAGAGUCAGCCGAAAUGUGGCCAAAAGAGAUGAUUUUAAAAAUGAUAGCUUAGAAUAG